Molecule: messenger RNA, 249 nt
Organism: Cotesia congregata
Lineage: Eukaryota; Metazoa; Arthropoda; Insecta; Hymenoptera; Braconidae
Source: the annotation of a GenBank genome assembly
AUGGCUGAGAACAAAACCCAAUGUAUGGUCUUCUCCAAUAAGAAGAAACAGACGACCCACCCUAGGCUGACACUGAACAACGUUCCUCUCAGAGAAACAACAUGCCUCAAAAUUCUUGGGAUGUACUUCGACAGUAAACUCAGAUGGAAUAUACAUAUUGACCACUUGAAACAUAAAUGUCAUCAGAAACUUGCUAUCAUACGAUCUCUCGCAUCAAAAAACUGGGGAGCUGAUAAAACACCCUUCUAA